UCGAUCCACUGCACACGUACUCGUCGCUCGUCCCUACAGUUUGUUCGAACUUGCCGUGAUCCUUCCAUAAACCAUUCCUCCCGUCAACCUGCCAUUGCCACACACACAAGCUGCAAACCAUGCAGGAGGUUGGAGGAGGGGACAGCAUGCAUCUGCUCCUGAGCAUCCUGACCGACGGCGAGGAGCAGGCAAGGCGCCUCCUGGGCGAGCUGCCGGCGACGGCCGGCAACCAGCUGCCUCCGGCGAAGGAAUGCUGCAGGGACGUGGCGCGGCAGCUGCGGUGCACGUUUGGCAAGGCGAUUGCCGUCGCCAAGGCCAUCGAGGCGUCUCAUGGCGGCGCCUCGAGCACCGACUCGCCUCGGUCGGCCGAGGAGAACUCCGGCGCUGUCGUGGCUGCAAGCAGGGACGCGGCGCAAGCGCAAGAGAGCCAAGGCAUUUGCAAGAGAAGGAAGGGCCUCCCAAGAUGGACCCAAAAAUUCCGAAUACCAGACGCAAAUUUAGAUUACACUCCAGAUGACGGGCUCAGCUGGAGGAAGUACGGCCAGAAGGAGAUCCUCGGCGCCAGAUUUCCAAGGGGCUACUACCGCUGCACGUACAGGAACGCGCAGGGCUGCCCCGCCACGAAGCACGUGCAGCGCUCCGACGCCGACCUCGCCGUGUUCGACGUCACGUACCAGGGCACGCACACGUGCCAUCAGAAGCAGCGCAACGCCGACGCCGCGCCGCCUCCUCCCGCCGUGGCAGCCGCGAGCGACGGCGGCCACCACCCGCCAUUGCAGGACCCGGACGUGCAGAUGCUGGCGAGUUUCAACAACAGCCUCAAGGUGGAGACCGACGGGAUGCCGCCGUCUUCAUCGUCCUUCCACGGCCACGACGUCUCCGCUGCCGCCUUCUCCUUCCCCUACCCCACGUCGGCGGGCUUCUCGCCGGUUGAGUGCGCCGGCUACGACCAGCUGCCGGCCGGAGGUGGCUGCUUCUCCGCGGCGCCGUUCUUCUCGCCGGCCGCCACGACGUCGACCGAUUCGGGCUACUUCUCCGUUGCUGCGCACUUCCCUGCGGUGGGCAGGCGCGGGCCGGAGUCGUCGGAGCUCGGGGAGGUCGUCUCCGCGGCAACAACGUCCUCAGCGGCGGUGGCCGCCCGGCUCGACAACUCGCUGUACGAGUACCAGCUGCACGACGACGAUUUCAACUCGUUCUCGCCAAUGCCCGGUCACCCUUCUUCCCAUGACCAGCACGGAGACGCGUGAUGGUCGGAUGGAAU
Lolium rigidum is the source of this 1261-nucleotide messenger RNA. Its product is annotated as transcription factor WRKY19-like. The transcript is spliced from 3 exons. Gene Ontology annotation, biological process: regulation of DNA-templated transcription. Bases 120 to 1247 code for a protein of 375 amino acids. NCBI's taxonomy places the organism in Eukaryota, Viridiplantae, Streptophyta, Magnoliopsida, Poales, Poaceae. The record is from RefSeq and is a predicted model, not a curated record. Gene Ontology annotation, cellular component: nucleus. Gene Ontology annotation, molecular function: DNA-binding transcription factor activity; transcription cis-regulatory region binding.